AAUGUCUUUGUCAACUUCAGUUUGGCGUUUAAUGGCGGUUCUCAAUGUGUUGCUAAUUGGAAUUUGAGAUCUUUUUUGCAACAAUUUGCCUAAUUUUGCCGAAAAGUCUGCUGCAAUGCCACCUUUGGAGGUGAAUACAACUGUAGAAGACACGGCCCCCUCAAAUCCGGUUGUGGGCAUUAUCUACCCUCCGCCUGAGGUUAGAAAUAUUGUCGAUAAGACCGCCAGUUUCGUAGCGAGAAAUGGCCCAGAAUUUGAAGCCCGAAUUCGUCAGAAUGAAUUGGGAAAUCCCAAGUUCAACUUCUUGAACACUGGCGACCCAUAUCAUGCCUACUAUCAGCAUAAAGUCAAUGAAUUCAGGGAGGGAAAAGCCCAAGAACCCAUUCUGUCCCAAGGCAUUUCGAAGCUAACAGUAUCAGCCAGUCAACAACAGAAACAGCAUGAGAUUCUCAAGCAAGUCGAGCAGCCGUUUGUGCCCAAAGAACCUCCACUAGAUUUUGAAUUUGUAGCGGAUCCCCCGUCUAUAUCUGCUCUGGAUUUAGACAUCGUAAAACUAACCGCACAGUUUGUUGCGAGAAAUGGCAGAGCCUUUCUAACGCAAUUGAUGAACAGGGAGCAAAGAAACUUCCAGUUCGACUUUCUAAGACCGCAGCACUCCUUGUUUCAGUACUUCACCAAGUUGCUGGAACAAUACACUAAGGUGUUAAUCCCGCCGAAGACUAUGCAACAAAAGCUAAGAGAUGAAGUGAAAAGUUCCCAAACUGUUCUGGAACAGGUCAAAUACAGAGCUGAAUACCAGAAGUACCAAGAGGCCCAAAAAGCGAGGGAGGAGGAAAUUUUGGAAAGGGAACGAGUUGCAUAUGCCCAGAUCGAUUGGCAUGACUUUGUCGUGGUGGAAACGGUCGAUUAUCAAUCCUUCGAAAUCGGGAACUUUCCACCACCUACUACUCCUGAAGAAGUCGGAGCCAGGAUAUUGAUCCAGGAAAGAAUGGAAGAGGGAGAAGACAUCGAAAUGCAACUGGAGAGCGACGAUGAAGAAGGAGGAACUGAGGAUUCCGGCCUUAGUCAGAUGGAAGACCGCACCAGCACUUCGAACAGAAAGGACGCUAAGGAUAACAAUCAAGUCCAGGACAUGGAUGAGGAAAGUUCUGAUGAGGACAACGGGCCAGAAUCCGAGCAAUUGCCUAUGCAGCCACCACUUCCUCCUAUUCCCGAUAAAGUCCUUGUUAAGAAAUACGACCCGAAACAAGCUCCAAAAGUAACCAGACCCACAGUGGGAGAUGACUACUUAGUGUCCCCAAUUACUGGCGAGAAAAUUCCGGCCAGCAAAGUCCAGGAGCAUAUGAGAAUCGGUUUACUUGAUCCCAGAUGGGUUGAGCAGAGAGACAAGCACGUUUCCGAUAAGAUGAAUCAAGACACUGUCUACGCUCAAGGCACUGCUAUUGAAGCAAGUUUGAAACUUUUGGCAGAACGUCGUACUGAUAUCUUCGGUGUGGGAGAUGAAGAAACUGCCAUUGGUAAGAAGAUAGGCGAAGAAGAAACGAAAAAAGAUGAGAAAGUGACUUGGGAUGGUCAUACAUCGAGUGUGGAAGCGGCGACAAGGGCUGCAAGAGCGAAUAUCACUCUUGAGGAGCAAAUUCAUCAAAUCCAUAAGGUUAAAGGAUUACUUCCUGAUGAGGAGAAAGAGAAAAUCGGGCCUAAGAAUGUGCAAGGAGCUACCAAACUAAAACAAACAUCUGCUCCAGUUAUUAAGCAGCAACCCUCGAUACAAGUGCCUGCAAAGCCGUCAGUCAUCACAACUUCAGCUCCUCCUCAAAUAACUAUUCCCGUGCCACCUCAACCGCAGAUUUUAACCGCGCAGCCUUCAAUCAUGAUGAUGCCUGCCCCUCCAAUGGCUCCUAUGCGUCCUUCUUUAAUGAUGCCUGCACACCCUUCGAUGCCAGGCUUUGUCACUCCCAUGCCGGCGCCUCCAAUGGGAGGACCUCCAAUGAACAUGGCGGUAAAGCAUCCCAACGACGGCCCGAUUGAGGAGGAACCGUCUAAUAAGAAACUGCGCAAUGAAGACUCGUUAAUUCCUGAAGAAGUUUUCUUGGCUCGAAACCCUAGCCCUGUAAGCAUUAAGGUGACCAUUCCUAUGAUGCCGGAGAAAUCUGAAUGGAAGCUGAACGGCCAAGUGCUGGGAUUCACGCUGCCCUUAGCGGACAAUGUGGCUAAUCUGAAAACGAAAAUUCAGGAGGAACUCAACAUGCCACCGGCCAAACAGAAGCUCUUCUUUGAUGGCAUGUUCUUCAAAGACCAAAACUCUCUGGGCUACUACAACAUUACCCAGGGCGCCGUUAUUCAAUUGCAAGUCAAGGAAAGAGGCGGCAGAAAGAAAUAGGUCUCGCGACAUUUAACGUAUAUGCAUGUUGAAGCAAGUUCUUCAGCGUUUUUAUUUGAAGGGUAACAUUCAAGUAGAGGAUUUAAUUCGAACAUACAAUACAUUGACAACACGC
This is a messenger RNA of Dendroctonus ponderosae (mountain pine beetle), 2495 nucleotides long. RefSeq names its product splicing factor 3A subunit 1 (gene Sf3a1). Gene Ontology annotation, molecular function: RNA binding; protein binding. The transcript is spliced from 14 exons. Gene Ontology annotation, biological process: mRNA cis splicing, via spliceosome; regulation of alternative mRNA splicing, via spliceosome. Lineage: Eukaryota; Metazoa; Arthropoda; Insecta; Coleoptera; Curculionidae. Gene Ontology annotation, cellular component: U2 snRNP; catalytic step 2 spliceosome; U2-type prespliceosome. The record is from RefSeq and is a predicted model, not a curated record. Bases 116 to 2380 code for a protein of 754 amino acids.